Messenger RNA from Tripterygium wilfordii, 2353 nucleotides. RefSeq names its product O-fucosyltransferase 20-like. The record is from RefSeq and is a predicted model, not a curated record. Bases 189 to 1922 code for a protein of 577 amino acids. The transcript is spliced from 6 exons. Lineage: Eukaryota; Viridiplantae; Streptophyta; Magnoliopsida; Celastrales; Celastraceae. Gene Ontology annotation, cellular component: cytoplasm.
CACUGAAUAAACGCGUAUGGAGAGUCGAGACCUCAGAAAUUGCAUUCCCGCCGCCUGUUAAUCUCUGUCUCUCUCCGUGUUUCACUUAAAUAUCAUACUCUCUCUCUCUUUCAAACUUCAGCAAAAGAAUCCAAAGUGAAAGACAAGCUCUAGCUUUCUCAAGAAGAAAAAUUAGUAAUUUAGUAAUAAUGGCGAAAUACAAGAAGCAGCAAUCUUAUAUCUCAGUCCCAUCUCAGAUAAUCAACUCUUUGACAUCUUCUUCCCUUCAAUCUCUCCUUGAAUCACCAAAGAAGUCAUCAAAGAAUGGCAACAACAAGUUUUUUGGCAUCGGGUCGUACAAAAGCCCAAGACUUUGGUUCUUUACCCUCUUUUUCUUUGGUCUUUUUGGUAUGCUAAGGUGUGGGAUCAAGCUUGAUCCUUUGAUCCCUUUUUCUCCAUACCCAUGUUUCACAACCCAAUCACAAGUCUCAAAUUCAAAUGGGUACUCAAAGCCACGGGCAGAACACGGUGAGAAAGAGGAGUUUUUGACCUCCAAUGGGUUUGCGAAAUCAGAGGUGGGUAUUGCCCCAGACAGUGGAAAGAGUGAUUCAAAAUCUUUGAUCUCAAAUAGGUAUGCGGAAAAGUCAGGUAAGGAUGAAGCGAGUGAGUUUUGGAGGCAGCCAGAUGGGAUGGGGUACAAGCCUUGCUUGGAUUUCAGUAGGGAGUAUAGGAGAGAUAGUCAAGGGAUUGUCAAGGACAGGAGAAAGUAUCUACUGGUGGUGGUUUCUGGAGGAAUGAAUCAGCAGAGGAAUCAGAUUGUUGAUGCCGUGGUCAUUGCUAGGAUCCUUGGUGCUGCAUUGGUUGUUCCCAUCUUGCAAGUCAAUGUCGUUUGGGGCGAUGAAAGUGAAUUUUCUGAUAUAUUUGAUUUGGAGCACUUUAAGAGAGUUCUGACCAAUGAUGUGCGGAUAGUUUCAUCGUUGCCUUCUACAUAUAUAAUGACACGGCCAGUCGAGGAGAAACGCACUCCACUUCAUGUCUCCCCUCAAUGGAUUCGUGCUCGUUAUCUUAAGCGGCUUAACAGGGAAGGUGUUCUGCUCUUACGAGGUCUGGACUCGAGGCUCUCUACAGACCUCCCUUCGGAUCUUCAAAAGCUACGAUGCAAGGUUGCUUUUCAUGCAUUGAGAUUUGCUCCCAAAAUCUUGGAGCUUGGCAACAAGCUUGCAGAGAGAAUGCAUAGUAAAGGACCGUACCUUGCUCUUCACUUACGGAUGGAGAAAGAUGUGUGGGUGAGGACUGGUUGCCUUCCUGGUUUGGGUGACAAGUAUGAUGAGAUGAUAAACGAUGAGAGGAAACAACGGCCUGAGCUCCUAACUGCAAGAUCGAAUAUGACCUACCAUGACAGGAAGCUUGCUGGUCUCUGCCCCUUGAAUGCAUUGGAAGUAACCAGGCUCCUUAAAGCUCUAGGAGCUCCAAAAAAUGCGAGAAUAUACUGGGCUGGAGGGCAACCAUUGGGUGGCAAAGAAGCUUUACAACCAUUAACCAAGGCAUUCCCUCAUUUUUACAAUAAAGAAGGUAUUGCUUUGCCUGGUGAACUCGAACCUUUUGCAAACAGCGCUUCCUCUAUGGCUGCCAUUGAUUAUAUAGUUUCCGAGAACAGCAAUGUUUUCAUGCCAUCUCAUGGGGGAAAUAUGGGCCAUGCACUUCAGGGACAGAGAGCCUAUGCAGGGCACAAAAAGUAUAUAACCCCAAACAAAAGACAGAUGCUCCAUCAUUUCCUGAAUACUUCUCUCCCCGAGGACCAGUUUAACACGAUCAUAAAGGACUUACACCGUGAGUCCUUGGGGCAGCUAGAACUUAGGACUAGCAAAGCUGGAAGGGAUGUUACAAAGUACCCAGUCCCAGAAUGUAUGUGCAACAAUUCACGCAGUCAUUCUGUCUUGUGAUUGAAUUCUGAAGUGUUUGCACCGCAAUGAUGACAUCGAAAGAGAUUGCCACAUCAGAACAAUUGAUAUUCCUUAGUUUCAGGAAACCUGAGCAUUUUUGAACAACUCGACAACAAUGAGCCCUGGUGAUGUCUCUUUGGACUGCCAUUUUGAAGGCUCAGUAUGGUGAGUAUGCUCCUCUAUCUGCAAGCCUCCUUGCAAUUUAUAUACAAGCAGAACACCACAUAAGUUCUAGCAUUCUUUGAUUCUUUAUGGGAUAUUUUUCCUUUUAAGGCCCUUUUUUUGGGAUACAGAAUAUCAUUCUUUGUACUACAUCUCCGAGUCUGAAAUCCAUACAUGUAAAUUCUAUAUAAAUAAUGCAAUACCAUUGAUGAUCAAUACAAGUGUUGCCGGCUCUUUGUAAGGCAUACUGCUGUGACUCUUUAGCUCCA